Molecule: messenger RNA, 1222 nt
Organism: Saccostrea echinata
Lineage: Eukaryota; Metazoa; Mollusca; Bivalvia; Ostreida; Ostreidae
Product: actin-5-like
Exons: 2
Coding region: 14-1147 (377 amino acids)
Source: RefSeq, a predicted model, not a curated record
GGGUGUGGUUAAGAUGGCCGAUUCCGAUGAAAUAGCUGCUCUCGUGAUUGACAAUGGUUCUGGGAUGUGCAAGGCAGGAUUUGGAGGAGAUGAUGCCCCACGAUCCGUGUUUCCAUCUAUAAUUGGGAGACCCCGGCAUCAGGGCGUGAUGAUUGGGAUGGGACAGAAAGACAGCUAUGUUGGAGAGGAAGCGCAAUCCAAACGAGGAAUCCUGACCCUUAAAUACCCCAUUGAGCAUGGCAUCGUCACAAACUGGGACGACAUGGAGAAGGUGUGGCAUCACACUUUCUAUAAUGAGUUAAGGGUGGCGCCAGAGGAGCAUCCCGUCCUUCUGACCGAAGCCCCAAUGAAUCCAAAGGCAAACCGAGAAAAGAUGCUACAGAUCAUGUUCGAAACCUUCAACACACCAGCCUUUUAUGUGGCAAUUCAAGCAGUCUUAUCGCUGUACGCUUCCGGUAGGACGACUGGAAUCGUUCUAGAUUCGGGUGAUGGAGUCACCCAUACGGUGCCAAUCUACGAGGGAUACGCCCUUCCUCAUGCGAUAACCAGACUUGACCUAGCGGGGCGGGAUUUGACCGACUAUAUGAUGAAGAUAAUGACAGAGAGAGGUUAUUCAUUUACUACAACCGCUGAAAGGGAAAUUGUCCGGGAUGUCAAAGAGAGGCUUUGCUACGUGGCUUUGGACUUUGAUGAUGACAUGACUAAAGCGGCUACAAGUUCCCUCCUUGAAAAAAACUACGAACUUCCAGAUGGUCAGGUCAUCACCAUUGGCAACGAGCGCUUUCGAUGUCCAGAAGCAUUGUUCCAGCCAUCUUUUGUUGGCAUGGAAAUGACGGGCAUCCAUGAGGCGACUUACGACUCAAUCAUGAAAUGUGAUGUCGAUAUAAGGAAAGAUCUUUACUCUAACAUCGUUCUUUCGGGGGGAACAACAAUGUUCCCUGGAAUCGGGGAUCGGAUGAGUCAAGAGAUUGCUAGCCUUGCUCCACCAAACAUCAAGGUCAAGGUCGUGGCACCACCAGAGCGCAAAUAUUCCGUUUGGAUUGGUGGGUCAAUAUUGGCUUCUUUAUCCACUUUCCAACAGAUGUGGAUCAGCAAACAGGAGUAUGACGAAAGCGGGCCUGGUAUCGUGCACAGAAAAUGUUUUUAAGACGUGAAAAGAAUGCAACUGUAAUCACAUCAUAAUUUGAUGCAAUGCAUAAAAUGCAAAUAUCUUUUCAUUUUC